UGAGAAUUCCUGGGGUGCGAUCUUGAUUUCAAAGAAAGAGAAGUUUCCCCCGACACCCAGAGGGAACUCCGUUUAUCUAUCCAGAUAAGGGCCGCUUGGGUUCUUAAAACACAAUGGCGAAACCGUAUGAAUUCAACUGGCAGAAGCCAGUUCCGUCCUUUCUCCAAGAGGGUGCCAUGUUCGACCGAUAUGAGGAGGAGUCCUCCGUGUUUGAACCCAACUGUCUUUUUAAAGUGGAUGAAUUUGGCUUUUUUCUAACAUGGAAAAGUGAAGGAAAGGAAGGGCAAGUUUUGGAAUGUUCCCUUAUCAACAGUAUUCGCUUUGGAGCAGUCCCAAAGGACCCCAAGAUAUUAACCGCUCUUGAAGCUGUUGGCAAAACAGAAAGCGAGCUGGAAGGGCGUAUCGUGUGCGUCUGCAGCGGCACGGAUCUCGUGAACCUCAGCUUCACGUACAUCAUGGCGGAGAGCACAGAGGAAGCCAAGCAAUGGGUCGAUGGGCUCCGGUCGGUCAUCCAUAACUUUAGAGCUAACAAUGUCUGUCCCAUGACGUGUCUCAAGAAACACUGGAUGAAACUGGCGUUUCUGACGAACACCAAUGGCAAGAUUCCGGUGAGGAGCAUUACCCGAACUUUUGCAUCAGGUAAAACUGAAAAGGUGAUCUUUCAGGCACUUAAGGAAUUGGGCCUUCCCAGUGGCAAGAAUGACGAGAUAGAGCCUUCAGCGUUUACGUACGAAAAGUUUUACGAACUGACACAGAAGAUAUGCCCUCGCACCGACAUCGAGGAUCUUUUCAGGAAGAUCAAUGGCGACAAAACUGAUUAUUUAACGGUAGACCAAUUAGUGAGCUUUCUAAAUGAACAUCAACGAGACCCUCGGCUGAAUGAAAUCUUGUUUCCCUUCUAUGACACUAAAAGAGCACUGCAAAUAAUCGAAACAUAUGAGCCAGAUGAAGAUUUAAAAAGCAAAGGUCUCAUGUCCAGCGAUGGGUUUUGCCGGUACUUGAUGUCUGAUGAGAACGCGCCUGUCUUCCUUGACCGCUUAGAGCUAUACCAAGAGAUGGAGCAACCUUUGGCUCACUACUUCAUCAGCUCUUCCCACAACACCUAUCUGACGGGAAGGCAGUUUGGUGGGAAGUCCUCCGUGGAGAUGUACAGACAAGUCCUCUUGGCCGGAUGCAGAUGCGUUGAACUCGACUGUUGGGAUGGGAAAGGUGAAGACCAAGAACCCAUCAUCACGCAUGGAAAGGCGAUGUGCACAGACAUUCUUUUCAAGGAUGUGAUCCAAGCCAUCAGGGAAACAGCUUUUGUGACGUCAGAGUAUCCCGUCAUCUUGUCGUUUGAAAACCACUGCAGCAAAUACCAACAGUACAAAAUGUCAAAAUACUGUGAAGAUAUUUUUGGAGACCUUCUAUUAAAGCAACCACUAGAGACACAUCCACUUGAAGCUGGAAGGUCCUUGCCCUCCCCGAACGACCUCAAAAGAAAGAUACUUAUCAAAAACAAAAGGCUGAAAUCUGAAGUAGAAAAAAAACAGCUUGAAGCUUUGAAAAGUAUGAUGGAAGCGGGUGAAACCGCCGCCCCCGUCAGCAUCUUGGAAGACGACACUGAAGAAGAGAUAGAAAGUGCUGACCAAGAAGAAGAAGCCCACCCCGAAUUCAAAUUUGGAAGCGAGCUGUCUGCCGAUGACCUGAGCCAAAAAGAAUCCGUGGCCAACAACAUGAAGAAGGCGGUGGAUGACCCUGAGCAAGAAAACAAUAAAAAGGGUGUCAUAACAGCGGAAGAUGAGCAAGCGUGGAUGGCCUCUUACAAAUACGUCGGUGCCACAACGAAUAUCCACCCCUACCUGUCAACGCUAAUCAACUACGCUCAACCGGUUAAAUUCCAAGGUUUUGCUGUAGCGGAAGAGCGCAACAUUCACUACAACAUGUCCUCUUUUAACGAGUCUGUCGGGCUCGGUUAUUUGAAAACACACGCCAUCGAGUUUGUGAACUACAAUAAACGGCAGAUGAGUCGGAUAUACCCAAAGGGAGGCAGAGUGGAUUCCAGCAAUUACAUGCCUCAGAUUUUCUGGAACGCUGGGUGCCAGAUGGUCUCGCUCAACUAUCAGACCCCAGAUUUAGCAAUGCAAUUGAAUCAGGGGAAAUUUGAAUAUAAUGGGUCUUGCGGGUAUCUUCUUAAACCAGAUUUUAUGCGGAGACCUGACCGAACGUUUGACCCUUUCUCUGAAACUCCCGUAGACGGUGUAAUUGCAGCGACAUGCUCCGUUCAGGUAAUUUCCGGUCAGUUUCUAUCGGACAAAAAAAUCGGCACUUACGUAGAAGUGGAUAUGUACGGCCUGCCUACAGACACGAUCCGGAAAGAGUUCCGGACGCGGAUGGUGAUGAACAAUGGUCUGAACCCUGUUUACAAUGAAGAAUCGUUCGUGUUCCGAAAGGUGAUUCUCCCAGACCUGGCCGUCUUGAGGAUAGCUGUUUACGAUGAUAACAACAAACUGAUUGGCCAAAGGAUAUUGCCUCUGGAUGGCCUUCAGGCAGGCUACCGACACAUUUCCCUUCGGAACGAAGGCAACAAGCCCCUGUCUCUGCCUACCGUCUUCUGCAACAUUGUGCUCAAAACAUACGUGCCAGAUGGUUUUGGAGACAUUGUGGAUGCCUUGUCAGACCCAAAGAAGUUUCUCUCCGUCAUGGAGAAAAGAGCAGACCAGAUGAGAGCGAUGGGGAUCGAAACGAGCGAUAUAGCCGAUGUUCCAAACGACACUUCAAAGAACGAUAAGAAAGGGAAAGCCAACAAUCCCAAGGCAAACGUUACUCCUCAGACUAGCUCAGAACUGAGACAAAAUCCCACUUCUGGCGUCGGGCCUGGGAUAGAGGCUAAGAAAGGGAUUGACCUAAUUCCACAAGUGAGGUUAGAGGACCUCAAGCAGACAAAGGCCUAUAUAAAGCAUAUGAAAAAACAGCAAAAGGAAUUGAACGCUUUAAAGAAGAGGCAUGGAAAGGAACACAGUAUUAUGCAGAAGUUGCACUGCACGCAGGUUGACAAAAUAGUAGCACAAUAUAACAAAGAGAAAUUAGCUUAUGAGAAAAUCCUUGAAAAGGCCAUCAAGAAAAAGGGAGGAAAUAACUGCCUUGAGAUGAAGAAAGAAUUUGAAAAUAAAAUCCAGACAUUAACAUCAGAUCACACAUCUAAGGUCAAAGAAAUUGUGGGUCAGCACACCAAAGAGUGGUCCGAAAUGAUCCACACGCACAGUGCCGAAGAGCAAGAGAUGCGCGACCUGCACCUGAGCCAGCAGUGCGAAUUGCUGAAGAAGCUGCUCAUUGGUGCUCACGAGCAGCAGACCCAGCAGCUGAAGCUUUCUCAUGACAGGGAAAGCAAAGAAAUGCGUGCCAACCAGGCAAAAAUUUCGAUGGAAAACGGGAAAGCCAUAAGCCAAGAUAAAUCCAUUAAAAACAAAGCAGAAAGAGAGAGGUAAGGAUUAUAUUUUGUGGAUAACAUAUUUCUUAGUUUUCUUGAAAGACGGCAGCAACUGGCCAUGAAGCAAACCAAGGAAAUGGAUCAGCUGAAGAAAGUUCAACUUGAGCAUCUCGAAAUUCUGGAGAAACAAAAUGAGCAGGCGAAAGAGAUGCAGCAGAUGGUGAAGCUAGAAGCCGAGAUGGACCGCAGGCCAGCCACAGUGGUGUGAAGCUCCAACACACAACCUGAAGUCCGGGACUCCAACCGGUCUGUGUUGCCAAAGCAAACUUACUGAGGAUCCGGAAGAUGGUCUCUCUCUCUCCCUCUCUCUCUCCCUCCCCCCCCCCA
Molecule: messenger RNA, 3796 nt
Organism: Gekko japonicus
Lineage: Eukaryota; Metazoa; Chordata; Lepidosauria; Squamata; Gekkonidae
Gene: PLCB4
Product: phospholipase C beta 4
Exons: 38
Biological process (GO): lipid metabolic process; phosphatidylinositol-mediated signaling
Molecular function (GO): calcium ion binding; phosphatidylinositol-4,5-bisphosphate phospholipase C activity
Source: RefSeq, a predicted model, not a curated record